AUUCAGCAACUGGUCAAAAUAUCGAAGAGCAUAUUUUAACUGCAGUAAAUUUAAAUAAUAACAAUAAUGAGAAUAUAUUUGCUAAAAUGUGGGCUGAUGAUCAGAUGCCAGUAAAAGAUGAA
Racocetra fulgida is the source of this 122-nucleotide messenger RNA. NCBI's taxonomy places the organism in Eukaryota, Fungi, Glomeromycota, Glomeromycetes, Diversisporales, Gigasporaceae. The record is from the annotation of a GenBank genome assembly.